Aspergillus ochraceoroseus IBT 24754 is the source of this 627-nucleotide messenger RNA. RefSeq names its product putative GPI anchored protein. The record is from RefSeq and is a predicted model, not a curated record. NCBI's taxonomy places the organism in Eukaryota, Fungi, Ascomycota, Eurotiomycetes, Eurotiales, Aspergillaceae. The transcript has a single exon. The coding region runs from base 1 to 627 and encodes 208 amino acids.
AUGAAGUUCCUCCUCGCGUCCGCUUCUGCUUCUCUCCUUCUUACCUCUGCCUUCGCCUCCCCUCGACCCCAAGACCUCGGAGACAUCGGAAACAUCGUCAACAGCGUACUCAGUGAUGUGGGAGACGUUGCCACCAACGUCGGAGAUGUUCUUUCCACUGUCUUCGCAACCUUGACUUCCGAGGGCGCCGCCCUGCCGACAAACAUCGAGUCCUGGGCCGAGAGCGUCGCCUCCGACGCCGAAACCUUGGGCUCUACCGCCCACUCGGACAUUGAAAGCCUUGCUUCGAGUAUCGCGUCGGCCGCUGAAUCGUGGUACUCCAGUAUAAGCGGCGACGUGCACUCGACGACCUCGACGGCGUCCAACCAGCCCACGACAGCCUCGGCCACGACUACUCCUGCGACCUCGGCGACGGUGCUUACCACCACUGGCUCGGAUGGCUCGGCUACCACCACCACUGCUGCUGCUGCUGCUGCUGCUACUUCUUCUUCUUCUUCUUCUUCUACAUCGACGGCCGCUGAUGCAACUACCACCUCAUCACACACUGAUAAUGCGGCUCCCAAUGUGACUCCGUACAUGGGCAUGGCGGGAGUCGUCGGUCUCUUGGGUGUGGUGGCAGCUCUGUGA